This is a messenger RNA of Plasmodium falciparum 3D7, 1362 nucleotides long. Its product is annotated as putative membrane protein S54. The transcript has a single exon. NCBI's taxonomy places the organism in Eukaryota, Apicomplexa, Aconoidasida, Haemosporida, Plasmodiidae. The record is from RefSeq and is a predicted model, not a curated record. Bases 1 to 1362 code for a protein of 453 amino acids.
AUGAGAGUAUGUUAUUUAAGAGGGUGCUUAUUAUGCAUAAUAACAAUUGUUUUGUGGUCGAGGAUUUACAAAGUUUAUGGUAUGGAUUCCUUAUUUUCUUUUAACAAUAUGUUACCUAUGUAUAACAUUUUAAAAGGGAAGCAUCAUGUAAGUAUGAGUGAUUUGAAGAUCAGCGAGAGUUAUUUAUUUAAAGAGCCAAAGAAUAUAAAUAUCGAUUUGGCUUUGUUGGCUUUAAAAGGUAUGGAUAGAGAAAAUAGGAAUAUGUUUGAUUAUAAAAGUAAGAAUAAUGAUGAUAAUAAUAAAAAUGUAGAAAGGAUUUUAUGGAAUAAAAUGAAUAAGGAUGAUUUUAUUUAUUCAAAAUUGGAGGUUGAUGAUAAAUUAAUAAAAGGAUUGCCCGAUAUAUUAAAUAUAAAUAACAUUCGACAUGAUAUAAAAAGGAAUAUGUUAACGUAUUUAAAUAAUUAUAGAUAUGAUAAUGAAAAUAUGGAAAUAAUAUUUAAGGGAGAAAAUAAAAUACCAUAUAUAUAUAAUAAUAUAUUAUUCAUAUUAUUAAUAUUUUUCAUGUAUCUUUUUUGUAUUAGAAUAUUAUAUGAUGGAUAUAGAAUAGGAAAACUUGUAGCAAAGGAUUUUAUACCAAAAAUAUCUACAUUAUUUAUGUUUUUUGUAUUAUUAAAAAGUACCUUAUUAUUAUUUCCACCUGUAUUAUGUGUAUUACUUUGUAUAUUUCUGACAUUUUAUUUUUAUACCAUAUCAAUGAAUUCUUGUCAAGAUAUAUACUUUUUAGAUUUUGGAAAAAUAAAAAAGGAGCCUAUAGGAUGGAUUUUUAUAGUGUUUUCUCAUUCUAUUUUAUUGGGCAAUAUUAUAUAUCACUUAUUAUUUCGACCUAGUGUAUUUAUAUAUUUACAUAAUUUGAUAGAGAAUUAUUUUAUUGAACACAUUUUAUGUGUAAUUAUUUUAAUAGUAAUGUCAAUUUUUAUCUUUUUUUUAAUGAUAAGUAAUAUAUUUCCAGCUACCAAAUUACAAAAUUUUGUUUUUUCCUUUACCUCUUCUUAUUUUCUUUUGUCAUUUUGUUCUUAUCUAUAUAAUUUAUUUGUUUUCCUAAUGUAUGAUAAAACAAAAAGGUUCAACAUAAUUCAAAUUGAGCCUUAUAUGUUCUUUUCAUCUACUAGCAUUUUUUCAUUUAAUUUUCCUAAUUCUUUUAUUUUGUUGUGUCUUUUUUUUAUGACAUGCUUACCAUUUAUUAUACCCAAACAUAAGCUUGGUAAAAAGAAAAGAGGAGGGAAAAAAAUGAAGCAAAAAAAAAAUGACCUCAAGGAACCAAAUUAUAGGCCAUACGACAUGAUCUUCAAUUAUUUUUCAUAA